CUGCUCGGCGACAAAGGGAGGAGAUGUGAGCUGGAAGAUCCCAUUACGGUUUAAAAUGGUAGAAAGAAAAGCGUAGGAAGCGAUAGGCCUGCGCCCCCCUCCCUCAAAGACCGAUUCUGUCGUAGACUAGCCCGCCUUUCACUUAGAGCAGACUCAAAGGCUGCUCGCCGGGAAAUGGAGAAGAAAAGGUGGGAUUGCAGUGCUCUCCCAAAAGGCUGGAAAAUGGAAGAAGUGACCAGAAAGUCGGGUUUGUCAGCCGGGAAAAGCGAUGUCUAUUACUUUAGCAGAGGAGAAGAACAAGAUGAGGAGCAAAGGCAAGACAGGGGGGAGGCGGGUCGUUUGUAUAGUUUGUGUCCAUCUGGAAAGAAGUUUCGAAGUAAGCCUCAGCUGGCCCGUUACCUUGGUAACCAGAUGGACCUCAGCUCCUUUGAUUUCCGCACGGGGAAGAUGCUGAUGAGCAAGCUGAACAAAAACCGGCAGCGACUGCGAUACGACAACAACAACCAGAACAAGGGCAAACCGGACCUCAACACCUCCCUCCCAGUCAGACAGACAGCCUCCAUCUUCAAGCAGCCCGUUACCAAGGUUACCAACCACCCCAGCAACAAAGUGAAGACGGAUCCUCAGAAAGCCGUGGACCAGCCUCGACAGCUGUUCUGGGAGAAGAAGCUCAGCGGCCUGAAUGCGUACGACAUCGCCGAGGAGCUGGUGCGGACGAUGGAGCUGCCCAAAGGACUGCAAGGCGUGGGUCCCGGCUGCACGGAUAAAACGCUGCUGUCGGCAAUAGCCAGCGCACUCCACACCAGCGCCGCCCCCAUCACCGGGCAGCUGUCUGCCGCCGUGGAGAAGAACCCGGGGGUGUGGCUUAACACCGCCCAGCCGCUGUGCAAGGCCUUCAUCGUGACUGAUGAGGACAUCAGGAAGCAGGAGGAGCUGGUGUACAGCGUGAGGAAAAGGCUGGAGGAGGCGCUCAUGGCUGACAUGCUGGCCCAGGUGGAGGAGGCCACCCAGGAAGGAGAGCCCCCGAAGGAGGAGGGCAACAGCAGCGAGGACAUGGAGACCGUAUAGCUGCGGGGUGGGGGUGGGGGGCUUUAUUGUGCAGGUGGAGUCCAGCUGUCAGGAAGACCCGCCCAGCAUCGGCGUCCACAUCAACCCAAACCUCCAUCCAGGACGGCUCGGCACCGGCUUCUCCCUCAUCAGAACCGGGGCGGCAGGGGCUCCUGGCUGCAUCCGUGAGCCCAGAUCAUCGUAGACGUGGAACAAAAAGAUACAAACCAACAAAGGACACACUUUUACCGACGAGUAUCCGUCAGUGGCAUUCGGCGAGCGGCGCAUUUUUACGGAGAAGUUUGUAUAUUUGUGACAAUCAUGAAAAUCAAACACGUCAACAGCAGAUCGUCUUUUAGGGUCCGUUGGAGAACGGGUUUUUGUACUUUUGACUUUUUGUAGAUGUAAAUUUGUUUGUGUGCUCCACAAGUAAUCUGAUUCCACCAGUAACCUGGUUCCACUGGUGAUCCGGUUCCACCAGUGACCCGGUUCCACUGGUGAUCCGUUUCCACCAGUAACCUGGUUCCACUGGUGAUCAGGUUCCACCAGUGACCCGGUUCCACUGGUGAUCCGUUUCCACCAGUAACCUGGUUCCACUGGUGAUCAGGUUCCACCAGUGACCCGGUUCCACUGGUGAUCAGGUUCCACCAGUGACCCGGUUCCACUGGUGUUCUGAUGUCUGAGCGGCACGCCUCCAUCUGAUGCUUGAACCAUUAAAGCUGUGGUCAGAGGCAUCACUUUAACCAGAACUUCA
This is a messenger RNA of Oryzias latipes (Japanese medaka), 1801 nucleotides long. It is a transcript of the gene mbd3b, whose product is annotated as methyl-CpG binding domain protein 3b. Gene Ontology annotation, molecular function: methyl-CpG binding. Gene Ontology annotation, cellular component: nucleus. Gene Ontology annotation, biological process: negative regulation of transcription by RNA polymerase II; DNA methylation-dependent constitutive heterochromatin formation. The record is from RefSeq and is a predicted model, not a curated record. Lineage: Eukaryota; Metazoa; Chordata; Actinopteri; Beloniformes; Adrianichthyidae.